Alnus glutinosa is the source of this 2512-nucleotide messenger RNA. RefSeq lists its product as uncharacterized. Bases 358 to 2250 code for a protein of 630 amino acids. The record is from RefSeq and is a predicted model, not a curated record. Lineage: Eukaryota; Viridiplantae; Streptophyta; Magnoliopsida; Fagales; Betulaceae. The transcript has 6 exons.
UACCGUCAAUUCGUCCUCUUCUGCCACCGAGGGACAGUGCAACGAUUCCAAUCAUCCGCGGUUUCUGCUUCACCGGGAACCCGUUCCACUUCCACCUAUUUCUUUUGGCCACCAAGUUCCGGAGGGGCGCGUGUUUUCCACGCUCUUUUACUGCUACUCCUCCACCCUCUUUCUUCACCUCAACUCUUCUCUUGCGACCAAUUCUCAGCUCUCUGUCUCUCUCUGAAACACAUUCUAGGGUUUGGAGUUUAGUGCUUUAUCUCUCUCUCUCUCUCUUUGGGGCCGAUCUAAUAGUGUUGCUUUCUGAGGUUUCUGCAUAACAUAAGUACUUAACAUGCCAUAGGAAAAGCAAGAAGAAUGGUUGAGAAAACAAAGAAGCACAUUAAGGGCUCCAUCAACGAAGAAGACAUCUCCACUCUCCUUCAAAGGUAUACGGCAACGACGGUGCUGGCUUUGCUUCAGGAAGUCGCGCAUUGUCCGGACGUGAAGAUCGACUGGAAUGCGUUGGUGCGGAAUACUUCAACUGGGAUUUCGGAUGCUAGGGAGUACCAGAUGCUGUGGCGCCAUUUAGCUUAUCGUCAUUCUUUGCUCGAUAAGUUGGAAGAUGGGGCUCAUCCUCUGGAUGAUGAUAGUGAUUUAGAGUAUGAAGUUGAAGCCCUUCCCACUGUUAGCAACGAAGCUUCUACAGAGGCUGCAGCAUGUGUAAAGGUACUGAUUGCUUCUGGUUUACCGAGUGAGUCUAGUCUCCCAACCAGCUCAAUAGUUGAGGCUCCAUUAACUAUAAAUAUACCCAAUGGUCUGUCAUCCAGAGCUCCUUCAGAAAAUUCAGAAGCUACAUGUUCAGUGCAAGGGACAUACAUUACUGUUCCUGUUGCUGUUCAGAAGCUGGCUCUUCCUGCAGCUAUACCUUCUGAAGUACUGGAUGCAAAUGGAUCAGCCAGUGGCAACAUGCCUCCACGAAGGAAAAGAAAACCAUGGUCAGAAGCAGAGGAUAUAGAACUGAUAGCUGCCGUGCAAAAAUGUGGUGAGGGAAAUUGGGCGAACAUAUUAAGGGGAGACUUCAAGGGCGAUAGGACUGCUUCACAGUUAUCUCAGAGGUGGGCCAUUAUUAGGAAGCGGCGUGGCAACUUAAAUGUGGGAUCCAACUCCACUGGCUCACAACUUUCUGAGGCACGGCGGGCAGCUCAUCAUGCAAUGUCCCUAGCCCUUGAUAUGCCAAUUAAAAACUUGACAGCCAUACGCCCUGCUGGAACAAAUGCAACUAGUAACUCUGUUCUUCCUACAACUGGUGAAGCUGCUAUGGUUGCCUGCAACUUUGUACAAGCCCAGGACCAGUCUCAAGAAGGCUCCAUUCCGACAAAAUCCUUUCCCAUUGGAUCAUUGGGUUCCCUAGCAAAAUCUCAAGUAUCCUUAAUAAAACCUUCAACAAAACCUAGUAUUGGUUCAGAUUCUGCAUUAAGAGCAACUGCAGUUGCCGCUGGUGCCCGCAUUGCUUCUCCAUCAGAUGUUGCAUCAUUUAUCAAGGCUACCCAGGCAAAGAAUGCUGUCCAUAUCAAAUCCACAGGUAGUUUUUUGACCAAAUUGUCUGUGCCCGGCGGUGUGUCAACUCACUCAGAGACCCAAACUAACGUACGUCUUGAAGCCAAACCAUGUUCGUCCUAUCCUGCUGUCACUGUCACAAUUACUGCUUCACAUCCUGGUUCAGUAAAAGCGUCCUCGCCAACAGUUCAGCAGGCUCCAUCUGCUUUUGCCACACCAUCAAAUAUGUCAUCUGAACAGACUAAUGCCGUUAGUUCUAGUCUGCCCUCUGAACUUCUGCCAAAGCAAGAGGUUAGGACUGCAGAUGGGAUCAAAGUUUCUGAGUCAUGCUAUGCACCCAAAGUAGUCCAAGAAGAUGGAGCUUGUGUAUCAGGAAACACGUCGAGCGACCGAAUUGAAGAAGAUAAAGCCCCGUCACCAGACAAUAAAGCAGAGUUCACAAAACAAUUGAAUGGUGUUAAUAAUCCAAAUAGUUCUUUGAACAACACGAAGACAGCUGAAAGUGAUGAGAAAGCUGCCAUUGACAACUGUGCUGAAGGUAGACAAAACAUGAACGAUAAUGAUAUGAUGGGUUCACCAGUUAGAGGUGACAUUCAGUCUGCAGUUGAGGUGAAUUGUCAGAAUCAAGGCACAAAUGAGAAAGAGGCAGAUUUGCCAAACACGGUAGCAGAUGGAUGCGGUGAACAGCUGGAGGUUUUAAUAAAAAAAUGAGGCUGAGAAUGAGAUUGAAGGGGGGGUGAAGAAGGUUAAAUUAACUUGUGCAGAAUUAAGAGAAUCUUGUUUGUUUCUAUUUUGAUUUGUGUUUAGGAAAUUGUGUAAAUUUAGAUGUUAGUAGAGAAUUUUGUGGAAAUUAAAUGAUGAGAUGAGUAUAUCCAUCAUUGAUGUAAAGUUUGCUCAUUUUGUUCGGCGUGAGAGCAGUAGCAGCAGAUUCUCAACCAUAUUCUCUAUUUUAAGGAAAAUUUAGGGAAUCAAA